This is a messenger RNA of Coregonus clupeaformis (lake whitefish), 2372 nucleotides long. Its product is annotated as neurturin-like. The transcript has 2 exons. Lineage: Eukaryota; Metazoa; Chordata; Actinopteri; Salmoniformes; Salmonidae. The record is from RefSeq and is a predicted model, not a curated record. The coding region runs from base 66 to 608 and encodes 180 amino acids. Gene Ontology annotation, molecular function: receptor tyrosine kinase binding; glial cell-derived neurotrophic factor receptor binding; growth factor activity.
CACCGUCAUCAUCACCAUCAUCAUCAUCAUCAUCACCAUCAUCACCACCAUCAUCCUCAUCCAGGAUGAAGGCUGGUCUCCACAGAACAGUGCGGACAGUAGACACCAUCAGCUCUCUCCUCUCCCAGUUCUCCCACCUUCUCCAGAGCUUCACAGAGGGAGAGCUGAAGAAGGUGAUCGGGACUCUGGUGGACAGGAGCAGGAAGAGGAGAGGUAGGAGCAGUAGAGAGGAGGAGAGCCAGGAGAGCUCCUCCCAGAGGACUACGGGAGCUAAGAGGGGGCGCAGGAGGAGGAGGAGGAGGUUAAAGCCGUGCUCUCUGCGGGAGGUGGAGGUGACAGUGGGGGAACUGGGGCUGGGCUACGACAGCGAUGAGACUCUCCUCUUCAGGUACUGCAGCGGCAAGUGCACCGCGCGCCGACGCAACUAUGACAUCACCCUGGAACACAUGAGAAGGGCGGGGCUCAUUAAAAAGGGGCGGAGAGACAAGGUGCGAUACAGCCCGUGCUGCCGGCCUAUCGCGUACGAGAAAGAUAUCUCCUUCCUGGAUAACAACAGUAGGUACCACACGGUGCAGGAGGUGUUGGCACGGGAGUGUGGCUGUGCGUGACCCUGGGGAGGUGUGUAACGUUUAAUAACGACCACAUCCACUGAACCACCUGCUCCUGUGAUUCUGUCUGUCCCAAUGAAUACUGGCUACUGGGAUAAGAGGGUGAUAUGAUGUCUCGGUGUGGAUACAAUGCCUCAUGAGAAGACUUGUCAUCGCAGGUGUUAUGGCCACAUGAUGCAGAAAGUGUCAGCUCGGGAGUGUUGCUGUGCGUGACCUCUGACCUGGGGCCUGUUCAGAAAGCUCAGUUGAGUUUUCCUUUUUCAAUCUUGUUCUAGGGGCAGCUUUGCCUUCGAGGGCAGCGUUCAGAAGGACACAGCGUUUAAAAAAACGGCAAUAUGCUCUAUUAUAUGAAACAUAAUUAAUUGUUGUGUAUUUUGGUUGAUACAUGGAAAUUACCCAUGGAUACUGGAUUACAGCAAAAACAGGACGAUGUCUCUGGAUGACCUCUGACAUGGGGCCUAUUCAGGAGGGCGACAUGUUGGAGAACAUGUCUCUCGAUGUGGCUAUGUAUGUUGGAGAGCGGUGGGAAAUCUAUUGAGUGGAACAGAUAAGAUCGUCUGUCAUGUGGAAUAAAGUGACUGGAAUCAGCUCUAUUUAUUACGUUCCUAUCUGCAAGGUUCUGAACGUUUCACCUCAUGGAAUGUGAGUACGCCCCCUGGUGGCGUUGGAGCUGCAGGACCUCCAUGUAGUCAAGGAGGAGCACCUCCACUGCAAUGCCUGCUUCUGGGAUAUCAAGUCAGGUCAAGUCAAGUUUAAUUUGUCAUAUGCACAGGAUAAACAUGGUCCGCAGUACAAUCAAAUGCUUACUUGCAGGUUCACGCUCGGCGAUGCGACACAACAAAGACAGGAGUAAAUAAGUUAAAAAUAGUAAAAAUAAGUUAACUGUAAUAUCGUCUGACUUUCCGGGCCCAUGGAUACUGGGUACGGGAAGACAGAAAAACAGGAAGACGUCUCUGAAUAUGGAUCUGAAUGGAUGUAUUCAGGGAUGGAAUUUAAGGAUUUUGGGCACCGGUCAGCCUGAGCUAGUAGACUGGCAUUUUUACUACGCAAGGUACAAAAUCUGCGCAAUGGGAUAUUUGAAUAGAAAAAAAUCUCAAGCCGGUGUGGCUAAUUUGGUACAUUUUCUACUAGCUCGGUCUAAAAAGUACUAGCCUCUGGGUAUUUGUAUGGAACUGGUUGAGGGCAACACACCUGUAGUGAACUGCUGAGAAUCAAAGUCUUGUCAUUGCAGGUGUUCUGAUCGCAUGAGAGCAUGGACCCAGUCACUAGAACAGUACUGAGCACGGACCCGGUCACUAGAACAGUACUGAGGAUGGACCCGGUCACUAGAACAGUACUGAGGAUGGACCCAGUCACUAGAACAGUACUGAGCAUGGACCCGGUCACUAGAACAGUACUGAGCACGGACCCGGUCACUAGAACAGUACUGAGCACGGACCCGGUCACUAGAACAGUACUGAGCAUGGACCCGGUCACUAGAACAGUACUGAGGAUGUGUCACGAUCAAUAGAGAGAAACUCUUCUGUUUUUGAAUACAGAAAGGAAUGAUAAAUAGUUCCCAAGCAGGAGGCUUGCUUGACACGUUUGAAAUAUUACUUGAAUAUUUAGUUGUUGAUGUAAACAACUUCCAUUCCCCUCCAACUGCAUAUAAACCUCCAUGAAGAUAUCACAAAAUGUCUCCUGUCUUAUCGUCUCUAAAAUUAUGAGAUAUUCUGUGGGAUUUUACAUUUUACAUUUACAUUUUAGUCAUUUAGCAGACGCUCU